Molecule: messenger RNA, 828 nt
Organism: Schistocerca americana (American grasshopper)
Lineage: Eukaryota; Metazoa; Arthropoda; Insecta; Orthoptera; Acrididae
Exons: 1
Coding region: 1-828 (275 amino acids)
Source: RefSeq, a predicted model, not a curated record
AUGGUUAAAACGCAAAUAUGGUUAAAACGCAAAUAUGGGAAAAACGCAAAUAUGGGAAAAACGAAAAUAUGGGAAAAACGCAAAUAUGGGAAAAACGCAAAUAUGGGAAAAAACACAAAUAUGGGAAAAAACACAAAUAUGGGAAAAAACACAAAUAUGGGAAAAACACAAAUAUGGGAAAAACACAAAUAUGGGAAAAACACAAAUAUGGGAAAAACACAAAUAUGGGAAAGAAGCAAAUAUGGGAAAAACGCAAACACGGGAAAAACGCAAACACGGGAAAAACGCAAAUACAGGAAAAACGCAAAUACAGGAAAAACGCAAAUACAGGAUAAACGGAAACACGAGAAUGUUGCAAAUACGGGAAAACGCAAAUACGGGAAAAACGCAAAUAUGGGAAAAACGCAAAUAUGGGAUAAACGCAUAUAUGGGAUAAACGCAAAUAUGGGAAAAACGCAACAAUGGGAAAAAUGCAAAUAUGGGAAAAAAGCAUAUAUGGGAAAAAAGCAUAUAUGGGAAAAACGCAAAUAUGGGAAAAACGCAAAUAUGGGACAAACGCAAAUAUGGGACAAACGCAAAUAUGGGACAAACGCAAAUAAGGGACAAACGCAAAUAUGGGACAACGCAAAUAUGGGACAAACGCAAAUAUGGGACAAACGCAAAUAUUGUAUUAACGCAAAUAUGGGAAACACGCAAAUAUGGGAAAAACGCAAAAAUGGGAAAAACGCAAAUACGGGAAAAACGCAAAUAUGGGAAAAACGCAAAUAUGGGAAAGAUGCAAACAUGGGGAAAAACGCAAAUAUGGGAAAAAACGCAAAUAUGGUGUAA